UUGACAUGUGACAUAAAUGUUGGAAAAACGUAGUAUGCUCUAUUUCUUUAUGUCAAAGAUUUCGAUUGUAUGUUCGCGUCAAACACCGUUGUGACAGGGUGCAUUUACAUUAGACAAAAUAAAUAAUUGUCAUGUGACAAAAAAUGCUGGAAAUCAUAUCAAAAUUAUCUCGCACUUUUUUUCCUUAAUUACUCUGAACCUGUAACCUAUUUCAACUAAUUUAUUUAGCAAAGUCUUUUUGCAUUUACCGCAGCUACCAUUUCUGCGUGUGUAUAUUUUUACUCGUAGUACUUUUAAUCACAAAUUUGAGUUGUAAUAAUGAGAAAGACGCAGUUAGCCGAGUGACUGACAAUGAGGAAAAAAGGAGGCGAUCCUGGAGGUGAAUCUGUAAGCAGGAUUGACGUUGAUAAACCACUUUGGAGCCAAGACACGUACCUCGGAAGAUGGAAGCAUUACGCCUUCACCACCGAUUGUCGCACGGUAGUCGUGCCAGAAAGCAAAUUGUGGGAAGCGAAAAAGCUCUGCGAAGAUUACAAGGCCGGGAAGGAGCCGAAGGACUUGCAGAGAAAAGAUAUAAUCUACGCGAAGAAGCUCAGGGAUAGCGCUUUUCAUCCCGAUAAUAACGAGCUCAUGCACGUGGUAGGAAGAAUGGCUUUCCAGUUGCCUAGUUCCGUCGCUAUCACCGCUGCUAUGUUGACCUUUUACAAAUCCACCUUUAGUAUGAUAACGUGCCAGCUGGUUAAUCAAGGCUUCAAUGCAUUUGUCAACUAUACCAAUCGAAACGCGAUGAGCGAUGACCCGCAGGACACCAACGUUAUUCGGCAGGCGUUCGUGCUCGCCACCGCAGCGAGCUGCGCGGCCGCUUUGGGAUUCAGGAAGUUCUUUUCCGGCAGAGGAACUCUCUUUACAAGAUUUGUUCCGUUUUGCGCGGUGGCUGCCGGUAACAUAGUAAAUCUUCCCAUCAUAAGGCAGCGGGAGAUCGCACGAGGUAUUCCUAUAUUCGUUAAGAACGGCGACGAAAUGUGCAUCAUGAAAUCGCAAGUGGCCGCCGUCAAAGGUAUCUCUGAGUGCAUCUUCUCGAGAAUAAUAAUGGCAGCGCCCGGAAUGCUGAUGAUUCCAAUCAUCACGCAACGAAUGCAAUCGUAUUGUUUCUACCAACUUCGUCCAUGGAUCGGUUUUCCCGUCGAAAUCGGCUUAUGCACACUCUUUUUGUUGGUAAUGAUUCCUUCGGCGCUCGCCAUUUUUCCGCAGAGAAACUCGAUGAGGCCAGAACUAUUAAAGAUAUGCCCGGAGGAGUACGAAAUAUUUCGAGAUAAAAUGGGUCAGCGCAAACAUCCGGAUAAAGUUUAUUAUAACAAGGGAUUGUAGAUAAAUAAAAAAAUAAAUUUAUAUUCUAUUUUGUAUAAAUAUACAUAUACUAUUAGAUUUUU
Messenger RNA from Solenopsis invicta (red fire ant), 1430 nucleotides. RefSeq names its product sideroflexin-2. NCBI's taxonomy places the organism in Eukaryota, Metazoa, Arthropoda, Insecta, Hymenoptera, Formicidae. Gene Ontology annotation, cellular component: mitochondrial inner membrane. The transcript has 6 exons. Bases 352 to 1368 code for a protein of 338 amino acids. The record is from RefSeq and is a predicted model, not a curated record. Gene Ontology annotation, molecular function: monoatomic ion transmembrane transporter activity. Gene Ontology annotation, biological process: serine import into mitochondrion; monoatomic ion transport.